Nerophis ophidion (straightnose pipefish) is the source of this 7388-nucleotide messenger RNA. RefSeq names its product fibronectin leucine rich transmembrane protein 2 (gene flrt2). Bases 870 to 2852 code for a protein of 660 amino acids. The transcript has 2 exons. The record is from RefSeq and is a predicted model, not a curated record. NCBI's taxonomy places the organism in Eukaryota, Metazoa, Chordata, Actinopteri, Syngnathiformes, Syngnathidae. Gene Ontology annotation, molecular function: protein binding.
UGUGUGCAAGUAGCGCACACGUCUCACUAUCAAGUGGACCCAUCAAAGGAAAACAAGUCCGUGGAAGUGUUCUUCUGCCACCGACUCUAACGUGGAAGUUGAUCCGACUAAAAGAACUCACCGGGCGGACGCAGGCCAUCCAGCCGCCAUGGCGCGCGAUGCAGCCGGCGGCGGACACCUCCACGAGUCGGUCCUCCUCCUCCUCCUCACGGUUCUGCUCGAGCGGACGGGAGCCGCUGAAUCCGCCUUGGCACUGAGUUAAAAGCAAGAAAAAAAAAAAAGGCAAACAAAAAAAGAAAGUAAGGAUUAUAAAGGCAAAUAUGCUGCGGCGAGGGUCAAGCUGCGGGCACCAGCGGCACCAGACGGACCUUCUUUCCGCAUGAUCCUGCCCGGGGGAAGGAGACCGAGUGGCGGGCGAAAAGUUGGACGCAGUCGCGGCUUGGAGGACGGAUAAGGACUCGGCAAAGGUCUCUGGUUCCAAAUGCCACCCUCCUUGGACUCUACCCCACUGGGGGAACGGCAGCGGUGUGUGACGGACAGGCGAGCAGAGCCUGCGGCGGCUUCAGACCGGCCCCGGAGCAACCAGUGAAGAAGCCCUGCCUUGGUCUGACGUCCCGGCACGGAUGGAGUUGCUCAGAGGACUGACCAAUGAGACCGCUGAUCUUCAUCCGAGGACUACAGGAUUACACCCGCAUUUUCCCCGUCGUUUCAAAGUAACCGACAUUACCGAACGCUCCCUGGUGGACUUUAUUUUUUAAGUUUGGUAUUUGGUGGUUUUAACCAUCAUUGCCAAUUUGAUUCACUCGGUCACAGUUCUUUUUUUUUUUAAUUGUUGGGUUUCCCGGUUUCCGCUUCUUUUUUGUUCCACUAUGGAGUUUCUGGCCGGACCCUGGAAUAAGGAUUGGACUUCAUUCUUGCAGUUUUGCUUGACUGUGAUCCUAAGCCUUCAAACGCAAUUCAGCCCAGGUGCCUCGUGUCCGGACGAGUGUCGUUGUGACAAGUUAUUUGUGUACUGCAAUGAACGCAGCCUGACAUCAGUGCCUCUGGGGGUCCAGGAGGGCUACACCGUGCUCUACCUGCACAACAACCAGAUCAACAAUGCUGGCUUCCCCCUCGAACUUCACAAUCUGGCUUCCGUGGAGACUGUGUAUCUCUAUGGCAACCAGCUGGAUGAGUUUCCUAUCAAUCUGCCCAAAAACACCAGAGUACUGCAUCUCCAGGAGAACAAUAUUCAAACAAUCUCCAGGGCAGCGCUAGCACAGCUGACUCGUUUAGAGGAGUUGCACCUUGAUGAUAACUCCAUCUCCACAGUGGGGGUGGAAGAAGGGGCCUUUAGGGAGGCACUGAGCCUCAAACUCCUCUUCCUCACCAAGAACCACUUAAGCAGUGUCCCCAUCGGGCUCCCAGAGGACCUUAAGGAGCUGCGAUUGGACGAGAAUAGAAUCGCCGUCAUCGCAGAGGAGGCCUUCCAGAAUGUGACCCGUCUGCAGCGCCUCCUGCUGGACGGGAACCUGCUGACGGACGAGGGAAUCGCACCAGGGACCUUCCAGGGGCUGGCCAGCCUCCGUGAGCUGGCGCUGGCCCGCAACUCCCUCACGUUCCCCCCUCCCCUUUUACCGAGCCAGUCGCUGGUCAAGCUGAGCCUGCAGGAGAACCAGAUCGACCAGAUCCCAGUGGCGGCUUUUGCCGACCUCAACAGGCUGGAGAGGUUGGACAUUUCCAGCAACCAACUCCAGACGCUGACGCAGGGUGUGUUUGACGGCCUGUCCAGCUUGAGGCAUCUCAUGGUGCGGAAUAACCCGUGGCGCUGCGACUGCGCGGUGAAAUGGGUGGUGGUGUGGCUCAAGUCGUUGCCUUCCGCCAUCAACGCCAGAGGGUUCGUGUGUCAGAGUCCGGACAAGGUGCGCGGCAUGGCGAUCCGAGAGCUCACGUUGGAUAUCAUCGAAUGCCCGGUCGACGCCGAGCAACCGUCGUGGCCUACCAUUCGCUCCACGCCGCCUCCGCCGCCCACCACCACCCCUCUCACCACCAUGAUCUCCACUCUUUCAACCACAUCCAUUCCGGACUACUUAGACUCACCUUCCCCACCCUUACCCCCGAUCUACAACAACCCUCCCGGGCCCCUUCCUCCUUACGAGGACCCCCUUCAAAUCUCCUUCCAUGUGGUCAACUCCACCAGCAUCGACGUAAGCUGGGCUUCCUAUUUCACCGUCACAGCCUACAAAGUCACCUGGGUCAAAAGGGGCCAAAGCCAAAUAAACGAAGGGAUGCAGGAGCGUACAGUUAGCGGCGUCCAACGGCACACCAGCAUCGCCGAUCUGGAACCCCGGUCCGUGUACCGGAUUUGCGUGCACGUUCUGGACACCCAUAACUCCUACAGACCUGGAGAGGAUACAAUAUGCUCCGAGGCCAGGACCAAGGCAGCCUCUCCGACUAAGUCUCCCGGUUCGGGGCAAACGCCAAAGGAGAGCGUUAACUCCACCUUGUUAAUGGCCGGCAUCAUCGGCGGGGCGGUGCUGGUCAUCUUGGUCACGCUCCUCAGCCUGUUUUGCUGGCACAUGCACAGGAAGAGCCGGUCGGCUUCGGCAAAGUGGAAAUACAACCGCGGCCGCAGAAAAGACGACUACUGCGAGGCCGGGACCAAGAAGGAUAACUCCAUUCUGGAGAUGACUGAAACCAGCUUCCAGAUAGUGGCGCUGAACAACGAACAGCUGCUCAAGGGCGAUUUCCGUAUCCAGCCCAUCUACACGCCCAACGGGGGGAUCGGAUUUCGAGACUGUCACCUCAGUAACAACAGCUUGGCCUACUGCAAGAGCAGCAACGUGCCCAGUACCGAGUUUUGCCACACGUGACGAUUGCGGCGCUGCCACAAACUGGAGAUGACAAAUACAAACAAUGCACACGCUGUUUGUGUAGACUACAACAGAAACGCUUACAACAUCAUAGUAAAAUAUUAACUGUACUAUAUAUAUAUACAUAUAUAUAUAUGUAUAUAUAUAUACAUAUAUAUGUAUAUAUAAAUAUAUACAUAUAUAUAUUUCCAAGUUCUGUCAAUGAUGUAAUUUAUACUGUGGAUAAUAAUGUGGGGAUCUCUGCUAUCUUUUUUACUCAUAGGAAAAACGAGAUUCAAGUGUUUUGGCUUUUUUUUUUUUUUUCUUUCUUAAAAACAGCAGGGUUUCGAAAGUUGUUUUAAUGGUCAGUAUCGUACAUUGAACACACGAUUUGUACAAUCACGGCACCUCCAGGGGGAGGGGGGGCGUAGAUUAUGACAAACGCUGUCAGCCUCGGAACACUUUGCUAACCACAGAAGCAAAAAAUAAAUAAAUAAAUAAAAAAAUUGUUUUAAUUUUUAGACAUGAAUACAUCACAAUACACAAAACAGCUGAUGACAGCACUUUGGAAAGAGCACUGCUGGUGGAAUGUUGGAUAAAACUGCACUAUUUAGAAAAAAAAAAUAUAUAUAUAUAUAAAUCCAUGUUAGCAAUACUUGUAAAGAUAUAAAAAAAAAAAAAACGUGACCAAAAUGAUCACGGUCAUUAUUAUUAUUAUUAAUAUUAUCCCGAUACUGUUGAAUGUCCUCAUAAACUACACACAUUAACAAUCAUUAUCUUUUAACCUUUUUUUAAUUUGUAAAGUUUUUCCACGUAUUUUUAACCAUAGAAGUCAAAUUCGGAUUCACAAUCCAUUCUCAGAACAGAAUUCUUAUUUAUAAGUGGGGGUGCUGCAAAAAAAAAAUAAUAAUAAUGCGGAUUCGUGAUCCAAUCCAAAUGUAAUGAUUCUGAAUCGAUUCAGAAUUGUCGAGAAUCGUUUAAAAAAAAAAUAAAAAAUAUGAUAAAUUUUUUAAAAAUAGGUUAAACAUCAGCAGCUUUUGUUUACUGUAACCUGUUUUGAAAGAAGUAUUUCAUUAUAAUUUAUACACCAAAUAAAUAUAUUGUGAGAAUCGUGUUGAAUCGAGAAUUGAUUUUGGAUCUAAUAAUUACCUAAUAAAUCGUAACAGAAUGAUUUGUUGUAGGAAUCGCGUCCCUAAUUAUGUGGUAUAAAAAAAUAAAAAAAAUAAAUAGGGGUCCUAAUUUUUGGGUACCGAACGAUUCAAUCUGACUCCGAGUCCCGGGGUGAUGAUUCGAUUCCGAAUUGAUAAUCGAAUCAACACGAUUCAUGAUAUAAACCCAUUUUUGAAAUGUACUAUGAGGAUAGGAAAGUUAUUUCUGGUUGCAUUGAAAUGGUCUAAAAAAUAUGUAAAAAAAUAUGUUCUUAAUUAAAAAAUGUAAUAUUUUUUUUAAAUGUAGUUUCCAAAUUUUGAAUCAAUUUAAAAUCGGGAUGAAUACAAAUCGCGAUUUGGGUGUGAAGUGAUUUUUAUUUUCUGCACCCCUAUAGAUGACAGUCAAAUCUUUUGAAAAAGCGCCUCUUGGUUGCUAACGUGUGAAAUAUAAGCGCAAAGGGUCAAAAAAAUAUAUAUAUAUUUUAAAAAAGUCCUUAAUUUUUUUUUUUUUUAAUCAGUUUAAAAUAGAUGUAAAGAAAAUAGCAAUGUGAAUCGAGUUUUUACAGCACUCCUAACGUCUAGUUUAUGCCACACUCCCGUGUCAUAUUCCUGCAAGUAUUCAAGUUUAUUGCGGUAUGUCAUUAAUUAACGGGAAAUUACGUUAGCAUGUUAGCAUUUUUGCGAGCUGGCGAUGAGCGCCAGCUUGCUUCCCCAGUAAAUGAGUAGCAUCCCCGGUCGGUGAGUUUACAAAAUGCGGUUAUCAAUCACGGUUUCACCAUCACUUUCAUUUAAAAUGGUAAUGCUGUCCGGCUAGAGUUUUACCACGGUUUGUCAUUAACAUUUUUCUGAGGAAUCAUGCAUGGAAAGGGGAAUCCCAAAAGUGCCUUCGACUGUAAUAUCGUCCUGGCUCUGGUUGUCUACGGCCGAGCAAAGACGAGAUUUAUUUUAGGGACAUGUUUUGGAAAAAUCAAAGCGGAAACAGAAGAGUAAUCCAUUUGAGCGUCACUUUAACAAAAAGCAUGUGACCGAGACAGCUGCUGCAUUGAUUGACCGUAUUUGUCAGGAAGCGCUUCUGACGUUUUGUACGAAAAAUAACUCGGUUUUUGUUGCCAUCGCAAUCUGAAAAGAGAAAAUCCCCAAGUCUGGACUCAUAACGAUGUUUUUGGUUCCAAAUGAGAUGCAUUUUAUUUUUUUGGGCCAUGUUUGCAGUUUUUGUGCAGCUAUUCAUUAAGAAAAAACAAACAAACAAACAAUAAUCCAAAGUGUUUGGGUUAGUUUCUGCCUCAUCCCUCGCUUAAAGUAGGAAUACCGGUGGCACGCAGGCUCCAUUUAGUGGUACGCCAAAGAAUCCCUUAAGUAAAUAUCAAAACACAGUGUUACUGUUCAAACUCCGUGCAAUGUUACAGUGGCCAACGAGUCCGAAAAAAGGAAGAGAUGACCUGUGCACGGGUGCCACCUGCUGGUUGUUUGAGCACACUGCACCCCAUAAUGAAGCCAAAAAUACACAACCUGACCUAUUGUUUUGAUUGAUUAAUUGAAACUUUUAUUAGUAGAUUGCACAGUACAGUACAUAUUCCGUACAAUUGACCACUAAAUGGUAACACCCGAAUAAGUUUCUCAACGUUAAUCAAUUCAUGGUAAAUGUAUUUUAUGGGACACCGACUCGGUCAAUGCAGCUAGCGAGUGUGCCACACACUCAUACUCCCUGACUCAAACAAAAUUGACCAUUUUCUCCCGUCCUUUGCGGCUAAACGAUAGAUUGUCGCCAGCCCAUUUAUUAUUGACCCACUUGUACUUAUUUCACGAGGAACUAAAGGCAAUAUAAGCUGCUCAUUUUCCUCCAUUAUCCUUCCUUCUUCUGCACAUUUUCAUGGCGUCAGGAAUGUUUUUUUUAAUUUUUUUUUUUUUUAGCUUUGCGUCAGUCCCAAUAUCCGUGAUCCCUGCAUGGGCUCAUUUAAAGUCCUUCAGGGGGAGUCGCCAGCGAGAAGUCUUCAUUAUGCACUUCUUAAGAAGACUCUAUUUGAUUUGUCAUCGUUUUAUCUUGAAGGGAAGCGGUGGGAAGAUUGAAAAUGUCCCUUUCUGGCCUCAUAAUCCUCCGUCCAGAAAGGUGGGGAAAUAUGCAGUUGUUUUUCACCCGCUAUUAUUAGCUAACAAAACUCAAAGCUAAUGUGGGUGUUGCUUACGUGCUCAAAGUGGUUAAAACACUUUAGAAAGUUAGCAUCUGCGUAUUUAAUCUCAUCAUUAAAACUAUUUAAAAAUUAAUUCAAGACAAUUAAAUAAAAAAGCCCAGUUUUUGGCUGCCUUGAGUUGAGACGCUUUACACCGAACAAGUGAUCGUAUUACGAAACAGGCUUAAAAAUAUUUAAAAUUAAUUUAAUUGGUGCUUGACCCCCACCAGAUAAAUGCUAUUUUUUUUAAAAUGUAAUACGCCUCUGAAAAAACUAAAAUCCAUACCAAAAACGAUAUGAAAGAAUGCAUUACAAAACAAGUACAGUAUAAAAUAGUGUAAUAAUGUACUGCACCGUAUCUCGCUGCUUCCCCGUCAAACACACCAUCAGCAGCUUCACCAUAUUUUCAUGGAUACACGUUCCAACGCGACUCGUAUAUUGCAGGUUAGCCAAGCCGUGCUACGCUCCAACCGCUCCGUUUUAUGUUUUUUUUUGUGUGUGAUGAUUUCCUUCUUUAAUUCCAUGAAUAUCAUCUACUUAUUUUUCUCAGCGCUGUCCUUCGCAAUCACUUUCUUCCCUUCCGUGCUUGGAAAAAUUAAAUAGUGUUUCACGAGUAAGAACAAAUGUCCGAUGGAGGGUCCAAACCCCUAUUUUUUUUUUUGUAACGUUGAUCAAGCACUUGUAUCCUGAGGUACUACAAGCAAUCGGAACAAAAAAUCCACAUUUUAACUUCCUGUUACAUGUGACAAAUGUGUGUAUGAUCUAAUAUAAAAAAAUAUAUAUUGUGAUUCGACUUUUAGUCCAGUAAACGGCUGAUGACCGUUAUAAAAGUAUCAGUGCAGUGUCAAUACAGCCAGUGAGUGUGCCACACGCUCACAGAGGCCUCACUCACCCAUCGCCAAGAACAAUAAUAGUUAUUUUUGUGAUCUACGAUCACCGGAAUCUUCUGUGGUUAUCAGAGCGUCUCCACUUUUCUACUAACAUCCACAUGUCGCUGUGUUGCUGAUCUGCCCCGCUGACGCGGCCCUUCAUCGCACGCCGUUUGGCUCCACACGCUGCAUUCACUGACCGCAACAACAACAACAAUAAUAAUAAUAAUAUUCCCAGUUUGCAGAUUUCACGCGUCCUCUCGUCGCUGCUUGACAGAAUUUGUGACGGAGACGCGGGGAACGUUUGCCUUACCUGUGUACGCAGGAGCCCGUGGUGGAAAAUAACGAGACAGCAAGAAGAAUGACCCAAAA